Medioppia subpectinata is the source of this 636-nucleotide messenger RNA. NCBI's taxonomy places the organism in Eukaryota, Metazoa, Arthropoda, Arachnida, Sarcoptiformes, Oppiidae. The record is from the annotation of a GenBank genome assembly.
UGUGUUGAUUGCGGCAAAGAGUUUGGACGCGACUAUAGCUCUCACACACAGUGUGUGUCCGAAGACCAGAAAUACGGUGGACUCGACUAUCAGCCGAAGGCCAACACAAACAAAGGUCAGCAAAAGCAAGAGGAAUGGAUUGAGAAAAUAAAGAUAGCGAUCGCGGAGUCGACGGCCAACACUCACAUCAAGGGUUUAAUGCAAAGACUCGUUACCUAUACUAACAUUCCUCGGAAGGAAAAGCCAUUCUUUAAUUUCAUUAAAAACAGUCUUCGCGUAAACAAUACUUAUUAUAUCCAACAAUUGUGGGACAUCUUCAGGAAGGCUCUCGACUUGAAACAAACCAAUCAAAACACUAAUGGAAACCAUAGCCAAAGAGAUGACAAUAAAAGAGGAUUAGUGGAGACAGAAGUGACGGAAUCGAGUUCUUCCAAGAAAUUGAAAGCAAGUGAUGACAAUGAGGAGGAAUCGUCUCAAUUAACCGAAGAUAACGUGACGAAUGGUGUGAAAGAUGAGACCGAUUUGGAGUCAAACACCAAAUUAAAUAUGAAUAAAGUUAUUGUGAAAAUAUUGAAGGAAUCCGAGAGUAAAGAAUUGUCUCUAAAGAAACUCCAGAAAAAGGUAUUAAGAAAUUGA